AUCUGUAUCGCUCGUGCUAACUUGACUCCGGCUGUUUCAUUAUGGUAGUCGUCCGAACAAGCGGCUCAUGAAGCAGGAAUCCAGACAGGAUUAUCAGCAGCAGACACUGCCGUGUAGCCGAGCGAUAUUUCUAUCUGCGGUUCGCCUCCAGCAGUCGGACCGCAUCGACAUUUCCAUUCAGACCGACGCAAGGAGAGAGGGACCUUUCUAUGGCAGCUAACUGCUCGGCCCUCCUGUUCUCUCGGUGCCGUACUGCUGCAGCACCCAACAUCUCAUCAUCACACUAACGGGAUGACGGAGGGAACCGAGCCUCCUCACGCACGGGCCGCGUUCAAGGGCUGCAGGAAUUCUUAUAACCGCAGCGGCAAUGGCUUCGAAAUUUUGAAGUGAUUUAACCACACACGAGUGAGACGCUUCCAACUGUGACAUCGAUGAAUGAACCCGGGAUAUGUAAUGGACUCUAUUCUUCAGAAGAGUUGAAAGACAGGACGCUGAACUAAUGAGAAAUGUGGCUCACUAAAGGAGAAAUAUAGGUCAUAUAUCUUCAUAUCCACUGCAGCCAUCGUCCAGGUGGAAAACGGAUGCGCUCACAGUUGAGGUAUUGUGUAAAACAGAUAUCAGGUCAUUAGGUCAUCCAUAAAAUCCAAGAGCCGCUUUGAUUAUUUUGACAUCAAGAUGGUGGGAGCCACCAUCACCUCUGGUCUAUUGUGGACUAUCGCGGUCUAACAGACAUUUUAGUACCCUCUUGGGAAAGAACAGAGCAUCUGGAGCCUGGUGGUCCGCCAGCAACAUGGACUACCAUGCCGAGUGCUGCUUCUGUGAUCCCGAAGAGGGUCACGGCGGCCCAGACGAGCCGCCUCUACACAGCAUCCACGCACCAAACCGCAUCCGGCCAUCAUCGUACCGAGCCCUGAGGAGUGCUGUGUCCAGUCUGGCCCGCAUUGACGACUUCUUCUGCGAGAAGAUUGGUUCAGGCUUUUUCUCUGAGGUCUUCAAGGUGCAGCACCGGAUCACAGGGCAGGUGAUGGCACUGAAAAUGAACACGCUGGCUAGCAACAAAGCUAACAUGCUACGAGAGGUGCAGCUCAUGAACAGGCUUUGCCACCCAAACAUUCUCAAGUUUCUUGGGGUAUGUGUACACGAAGGUCAACUCCACGCUCUGACUGAGUAUAUAAAUGGAGGAAACCUGGAGCAGCUGCUAGACAGUGAUCUGUACCUGUCGUGGGGCGUCAGGAUCCACCUGUCUCUGGACAUCGCCCGAGGGCUGCAGUACCUGCACAGCAAGGGCUUAUUCCACAGAGACCUCACCUCCAAGAACUGUCUGGUGCGCUGUGAUAACGGCAUGUUCACUGCAGUGGUGGGAGACUUCGGCCUGGCAGAGAAGAUCCCCGAUUACAGUGAUGGUGUGGGGAAGCAGCCUCUGGCCAUUGUGGGCUCCCCUUACUGGAUGGCCCCUGAAGUUCUGAGAGGAGAGCUGUAUGAUGAGAAGGUGGACGUGUUCGCGUAUGGCAUCAUCAUGUGUGAGAUCAUCGCCCGGAUUGAAGCUGAUCCUGACUUCUUACCCCGAACAGAGGACUUUGGUCUGGACGUGGAUGCAUUUGAGAGCAUGGUUGGGGAUUGUCCACCUGCAUUCUUUAGCCUGGCUGUCACCUGCUGUAAUAUGAAUGCAGAAAGGCGGCCCACAUUCACUGAUAUUGUCUUCGCACUGGAGGGCAUGGACAGAGGAGAUGAGGGAGAGAAGCCCAUAGCACUUGAGCCUGUGGCGGUAGAUGUCAGCCCAUACCGACGCCGCAGCUCUCCUUGUCACCCCAGUGACCACAGCCAGCAACGGCAAGGCUUGGCGAGGAGUCAGUCAGACAUGCUACCCCCAGCAACCCUUACCCCUCCCAUCUUAGGGACUCCAGCACGGGUCAACCCCUUCUCUCUCAGACAGGACUUGAAUGGGGGGCGCUGUAAACUCUUAGACACGCCCAGCAAGUCCGUCAUCUCCCUGACUUUCACCCUCCCGGCACUUUGCGACCCGUGUGCCUCCCCCAAUCUUCUCAGAGGCAUGUUGGGGACACGAGCACUGCCUAGGAGAUGUCAGUCCCUCCCCUGUACCCCAGAGCUCAGCCGAACUGUAUCCUUGUCAAGAGACAUGGAUGGGAGGGAGGAGGAAACCAAUGUGGAGGUCAGAGUGGUGUCGAUUAAAGGAGGGACAGGGGACGCUAUGGAAGAUGAUGUGGAAAAGAAGACAGAAAAGAUGGAUGAAAGGUUGAAGGUAGAGCAUAUGGAGAUAAGAAAGUUGUUAAAGGAGGAGGAUGAGAUGGGAGAUGAUUCAGGUCUUCCUCUUGAGCUGGAGAUGGUGUCCCUGCAGCGUUUGGAGGAGGAGGAGGAAGAGGAGGAGAGUGUUUGUCUAACAGAACCCAUGGACUGCACCAAGUCCCCAGAGCCAGCAGAGGCAGUCUUGGACGCCACAUCUGAAAGACCCAUGCUCACCUCUACUUCAUCCUCCUCUUUACGGACCAAUGGCUGGCAACUUCCUAUCUCCAAUGGACCACCCUCCUUGCCUCCUCUACCACGAUUGGACAACAGCAACAGCUCAGCCCUUGUGAUGGGCCAGCAGUGGGGUGGAAGAGGGCUGGCUAAUGGUUACAACGGAGCCCAGGUCCUGUCCUCUGAUCCUAGCGCCCCACCUGAGCAGGAUGAGGUCAUUUCCUGUCCAGGCUGCUGUCUGGUGGGUCUGAGCUUCCCCUCAGUUUGCCUCCGUGGUUCAGCUGCUGUGCCUGCCCCCCACCGAAGGGCAUCAUUACCACGGCAGAGGCCCUACCGGAAUCUCAACGGUCCCAUAACUGGUGGAAACUCUUCCUCACCAACAAGAACAGACACAGCAACCAAAUCUCUACUGUGUCGCAGAACAAACGGACUAAUAAUGACUGGGCCUUCUGUACCAUGUGAGCCUGGCCGGUCCCUGCCAGAGGCCCAGACGUAAGUCAGCUCGGAGGAGAUUUGGUUUUAAAUAUGUGACAUGCAGCAGCACUGAAUGUUAGCGGACAGACAUAGCGACAUUAAAUGUUGCUUUGCUAAAUCUAAGAACCCACUACUGACCCGAGCAUUGGAGACGUGCUGUUAAUUCUGUGCAGUCACAUGGGUGAGGUGCAGUGAACGUGGUGGUUUAAAGUAAGAGGUUGCUAAGGUAGGCAGGACACAGCUGAACGAGGCUAUGAACUGAAGGCUGAGCAGUCAGUGUCAGCAACACAUUACUGCUGCUGGAAUGGUGCUCCUCCAAGUAGAGCAGCUAGUCGGACUUCUAGCAAUGCAAGCCUCUGAGGUACCAAAUCAAACUGAGCCUGAGACUCAGCUUGAUUUGACAAGAUUUAACAAGAGCUUGCAAUUUGUUACACACUUGGGUUUUAUUUUUCAGUCACGGCUGUCCUUUCCAUCAGUAAUAAUAACAUUGUACUCAUCAACUUAAUGUUGAGAUCUAUAAACACAGUCACAAGCCCCCAGGUUUCUCAAAGAGAUUUGAAAGAAAACAAAAAGAUGCUGAAGAGUAAACUGAUGACCAAACUGUCUCUUGAAAAGAUCUGUCAGAGAUUACAGACUUCCUGCUUGACCCUCGUCCUUUGCCUUGUGUUUGGCAGCCAUAGCCCUGGACUGCACUGCUACACCUCGUAAGAAAAACAUAAAUAAGCUACAGAAAAUGUCUGGCCCAUCUAUAUUUCCUGGUAUUGCAUUAGAACUGGAGAUGUGUCCUCAUUCACUCCUUUGAAAGCUGGUCAGUAGUGCAUGAAGUGGUGAUGUGCAAAAAAAAUGUAUCCACCAUUUUAAGGUCACUUCUUUCACAAUGCUAUAACCUACAGAAAUAAGUCUUUAUGGGCCUGUGUGCAUCAUGUGACCAUGUACAUGAUUGGCUUCAAAACCUGGCACUGUUCCUGGGGGCUUGUUUUUAUCCAUCCAUAAUGAAAUGUAUUUCCUACCUUUGAAAUCUAGGGGGCACCAUCCAUAUAUUAUACAAAAUUACGGACCCAACUGCGUGAAAAUGAGGUGUUGGGCCCAGACUCUUUAUGGACAGAAAACAACAGCUAUAAAUGGCGUCUCUUUGGCUAGCACAACGUGGUGGCCAAUACAUACUGUAAACAUUUGUAUAAACACUGUUUUUGAGUCUGUUUAACUGAUUAAAGGUAGCUAAAUGGGGAAUAUUUCUAAAAUGAAUGAAAAUGAUUUGGUUCUUACCUGUUUUUAUAGCAGUUGACUUGUAUGUCUGUGUGUGUCUGUGAGAGAGAGAGACAAAGAGAGCAAGAGAGAGACUAAAGGAAGUUGCUAAAGGAAGAAACUUCCUGUGCUUGUCAUGUCAAUUCUUUAUUUUUGCACUUGAGUUUGGAGCACUUUGCAGUAAGACACCAGGCUUUUACUAGAUGGUGCUUUAUUUAAAUAUGUGCUUACUGGUGUUUUAUAUGUGUGUGUGCUUCUGGCCCAACAAACUUCAGCACUUUCAUGCUUUGACAACUACUCCUCCUCACAUAUCUUGUGUAUACUUAUUGAUCACACUGUUGUAAUUUAAAAAGUGGCAUGUGGAGCAGGUAUGAAUAUUUAUUGUACAUUUCAUUCCACACAUAGUGUGUACAGUAUGUGCAUUUGAGCGAAAGGUAGAGUAAUGAUGCUCACAGGAUAACUUUUGUCCCAUCAUUUCUGAUGUUAAACCAUGGUUUUCUCUUCAUUUCGAUUUUUCUUCUGUUCCUCCAUUCAGCUGGAAGCCUGAGUGCAAUAAUCUGAUAAUAAAAACAAAUGGUUGU
Scatophagus argus is the source of this 4775-nucleotide messenger RNA. RefSeq names its product dual specificity testis-specific protein kinase 2-like. Lineage: Eukaryota; Metazoa; Chordata; Actinopteri; Scatophagidae. Gene Ontology annotation, biological process: actin cytoskeleton organization; protein phosphorylation; positive regulation of stress fiber assembly. Bases 791 to 2971 code for a protein of 726 amino acids. Gene Ontology annotation, cellular component: nucleus; cytoplasm. The record is from RefSeq and is a predicted model, not a curated record. Gene Ontology annotation, molecular function: ATP binding; protein serine/threonine kinase activity. The transcript is spliced from 11 exons.